AGUAAGUAAGGUUUGUAGCUCUGACAACUUCCGGUAUACCUGAACUGUUGCCAAGCAACUCAAGUGUACACAAUCCUCAAUACAUAACAGAGGGUGUAACAUGAAUCCUUUUGCAACAAUUAAUAUCGAGUGUCAUCGAGAAUCAUCAUGCUACUCAAAUACUUAGGCAAUGUUAUGUCACCAUAUGAAUAUGAGAAUCGAGUAGUAAGCAUUGUUUGGUCACCAAACAAUCUAAAACUAGCUGUUGCAUCAUCUGAUCGUUGUAUAUAUCUUUUUGAUGAUAAGUGUGUGAAGAGGGACAAAUUUUCAACAAAACCUGUUGACUCUAAGUUUGGUAAGAAGAGUUAUGUGAUUAAAGCCAUAGCCUUUUCCCCAGAUUCUACAAAAAUAGCAGUGGGUCAGACAGAUUGCAUGAUUUAUGUAUAUAAAAUUGGGGAACAAUGGGGAGAGAAGAAAGUAAUUUGCAACAAGUUUCGUCAAAGCUCUUCAGUUACCUGCCUCAUCUGGCUAACCGAAGGGCCAAUUAUUGUUGGUUUAGUGGAUGGGAAAGUUCGUGCGGCAUUGGUGAAAUCUCAGAAAGCUCAGACUCUUUACACAGCUGAUUCAACGACCAUUGCAUUGGCUUCAAACAUCAGAGGAACCGGGUUUCUCUCAAGUCAUGCAGAUGGUAAUAUUAUAAAGUACCAUAUAACCGACGAUGGAAGUCACGAGCCGUCUGGACGUAUUUGCACGCAUACUGUGCCUGCCUAUGCGCUAGCUUGGCCCCAGUCUCACAUCUUAGCAGCAGGGUGCGACAGACGAGUGACCUUCUACGAUUCUCGUGGAAAACUGGUGAAGAAUUUCGACUACAGUCGCGAGAACGAGAAAGAAAUAGCAGUGGCAUGCUGCAGUCCAAGUGGGCAAAGCGUGGCUAUUGGAUCCUGGGAUAAAAUCCGGAUACUGGACUGGAGUCCUCGACGUUCAAUCUGGGAGGAGGCUAAUACAAAAUCUUUGCCUAAUUUUUACACUGUCACUGCAAUAUCUUGGCGCCGUGAUGGUUCCAGAUUGCUUGUGGGCAGUCUCUGCGGUGCUGUGGAACAGUUUGAAACAGUAUUGAAGAGGACGGUGAUAAGAGGCAGCCAUGAGGUAGCAUACGUUGGUCCUAGCCAGGUGGUAAUCCGACCAUUGAACGAAGGCAAUCGACCUGUUAUCAUCAGAUCACAGACAGGCAAUGAGAUAGAGGAUGUCAAAGUCCUAGGACGAGCUGAUAACAAUGUAGUAGCUCGUACAGCCAAUACCUUAUUGCUUGCUGACAUUGAAUUGAAUCUGAUCAGCGAGAUUCCCUGGGACGACAAGAGCAACGGUGAGAAAUUCUUCUUUGAGUAUCCAAGAGUCUGCCUGAUCUUCUGCUCUGGAGAAUUGACCAUCGUCGAGUAUGGAAACAACGAGCCACUGGGCUCUGUGAGGACAGAGGCGGUUAAUCCUCACGUGGUCAGUGUGAGGAUCAACGAGAGGCAAAUACCUGGAGCUCCGGACAAUAAGAGACUGGCUUAUCUAUUAGAUCCUAGAACCGUUCGCAUUACUGAUCUGAUAACCGGGAUAACGGUUGCUAUGAUUUCCCACGACGUACGCGUUGAUUGGUUGGAAUUAAGCGAAACUGGUCACAGAUUGCUAUCGAGAGACAAAAGAGCCAGACUGUGGCUAAGCGAUGAAUUAGGUGGGCGAAUUUUAUUAUUAACCGGUGUCAGUUUCGUCUCCUGGGUGUUGGGUAGCGACGUGGUCGUGGCUCAGACAGGGCAAACCCUGGCGGUUUGGUACAACGUGGACGCCCCGGAGGUAGCUACUCUGAUACCAGUCCGCGGAGACGCCGUGGACAUUGUCAGAGAAGAUGGUCGAAGUUCUGUUAUGGUAGAAGAAGUUGGAGGCAAAGUAGCUUAUUUACUCGACGAGCCGUUGAUCGAGUUUGGCACAGCUCUGCACGAUAACGAUUUUGGUAGAGCUCUGUUGUUCCUGGAGGAACUGGCGGACCGGCCCCAAGCGGAGGCCAUGUGGGAGAAUGUGGCUAGAAAUGCAAUGGCCACUAGGCAACUGUUAGUUGCUGCUAGGUGUUAUGCAGCUUUGGGAGAUGUAGCAUGUUCCAGGUUCUUGAAGAAUGUUGUACAGAUUGGAGAGAAAUACAGCGAAGAAACUGGAAACGAUCCACUCUCCAGCCCCGAUUGUUGGGCGAAGCUUGCAAUUCUGAAUGGGGAGCUGAAGACUGCUGAAGCCAUAUACUUGGAACAGAACGAGUUAGACAAGGCUCUGGACAUGUACCAAAGUUAUUGGCAUUGGGAGGAUGCACUGAUGUUGGCGCAAAAUAGAGGCUAUCUAGGUCUACAGGAACUCAGAGACAGGCAUUUAACUUGGCUACUCGAAAGUGGCCAGGCAGCUAGAGCAGCAGCUAUUCUGGAGAACACCAAUCCACGACGAGCUGUUAAACUCUACCUGGAUGCUCGUCGACCUGGACGAGCAGCUCGAUUAGUCCUGGCCGACGAUGAGCUAUUAAAUGACAAGUCGAUCGUUAAUGAAAUUGUAAGGGUACUGAAGGCGACAGACUUGAUGGAGCUCGCCGGAGAGCUGUUGGAAAAGACUUCAGAACCCCAGGAGGCUAUCAAGUGUUAUUCUCAAGCUGGUGUGUUUGCAAGAGCAGUGGAAUUGGCUAGGGAGGUGGAUCCAACCUCGGUGGUUGAUCUGGAAAGAGACUGGGGCAAACACCUGGCAUCGGCUGGCCACUAUGAUGCUGCCAUUAAUCAUUUUAUAGAAGCAGGUGAGACAGCUCUAGCUCUGGAUGCCGCUAUCAAUGCUCGUCAGUGGAGAAAAGGCUUGCAAAUUGUCCAAGUCAUAGAGCACGAUAACCCUACCAUCCGCAAGCAGUGUGAAAAACUUGGCGAGUAUUUCGCCUCGAUAGGGGAAAAGAGUCUGGCAGAGAAGCUUUUCAUCCGCGCCGGGGAUGCUCGACGUGCCGUGGAGGUACACGUGCAAAGUGGCAACUGGAGUCGUGCCCAUGAAGUGGCGCAAGCGUACAUGACUCCCGGCGAGGCGAACGAGGUGCUGUCCAAACAUGCCGUCGAUCUUUGCGAGGCAGGGGACCUGAAGCAUGCCGAGGAGUUGUAUCUCGCCAUCGGUCAGUACGAUUCGGCUAUAUCGAUGUACAAAAAGGCUGGUCGUCGCCCGGACAUGAUUCGCCUGGUGGCGAAGUAUAGGUCAGAUUUGCUGGACGCGACACACGUGCACUUAGCCAAGGAAUUGGAUGCCUCGGGCAAACCCCGGGAAGCCGAAGAGCAUUAUCUUGCAGCCGGCGAUUGGAAGGCUGCUAUCGCCGCUUAUAGGUCAGCCAACAUGUGGGAGGAUGCUCUUCGCGUUGCCAAACAGAACGCCGGGGACAAUGCUGCCCAACAGGUCGCCUUACUGUGGGCACGUACACUGGCUCCAGAGCUAGCAGCAAGAUUGCUGAUACGUUUAAAUUAUUUGGACAGUUGUCUUCAGCUAGCCUGCGAGGCGGGUCUCUUCGACUGGGCUUUAGAAAUUUCCAAGUACGGUAGCGCUGAGCAGAAGAAGGAGGUUCAUUAUAGAUACGCAAUGGCGUUGGAGGAUGCAGGUCGCUUCUCUGAAGCUGAGAAGGAGUUCAUCAAAGCGGAGAGAAUGAUGGAAGCGGUACAGAUGUACAUACACAACCGCGAUUGGGAAGCAGCUGAGGAUGUGGCGCAGUCUAUCAAUCAGGAUGUGGUUGCACAAGUGCUGAUCGCCAGGGCGAACGAAGCUGCAGAAGCUCAGGAUUAUUCCUUAGCCGAGACUUUACUCUUGAGAGCGUAUAAACCAGAGAUGAUCAUUGAACAUUACAAAAAAGCAGGCAUGUGGUCCGAGGCGUUGCGAGUUUGCAGGGAGUACCUGCCUAGUCAGGAAGCCAAUCUUCGCCGAGAAUUGGGCCAAAAGAGCGCUUCCCUAGCCGGCGCGAAUGCUUUGGAGGAAGCGAAAAAGUGGCUAGAGGUUGGAGAAGUGCGAGCCGCUUUGGAUAUCUUGGUUCUAGACCCUCAAGCACCUAGACCGUCCCUCAUACGGGCAGCUGAUAUUCUUCUUCAUCAAGCUGAUCCAGAAACUGCUGCUCAAGUUGGCGGAGAUCUUGGCGCACGAUUAUUUGCUGUCGGUGAACACGCUCUUGCGGCGCAGGUGUUCUUGCAAGCUGAUAGAUUGAAAGAUGCUAUUGAUGCAUUGGCAUCCGUUGGAGAAUGGGAGAGAGCUAAACGUAUAGCCAGAGAAUUGGCACCAGACAUAGAGCCCUACCUCGAAGAGAAAUACAAAGAAGCCAUGUUGAGAGACGGACAAAUAGAUAGGCUAGUGGAGAUAGACGCAGAGGCUGGCCUUGAAGUACUGGCUAACAAAGGACAGUGGAAUCAAGUGUUUGAAACUGCAAGUUCUCAGGGUUCUCAGGUUUUGCACAAAUAUGUUGCGCAAAGAGCUGUGCAGCUUAUGAAGUCCAACGCUUCCCUUGAAGCUUUACAGUUGUACGUUAGAUAUGGAACACCUCCUGUUCCACAAAAUUUCAAUCUCUAUCUACAAUUAUCAGAAAGUGUUCUGAAUUCAGAGGCAUAUCACGAGUACAAGUAUCUUGCUCUUCUAAGAACCGUUCUCUUGGACCUUUGGAACAGUUUGAAAUCCUCUGAAGAUGCACCCAGAUUGAAAUUUGAGAGGUUACUCGAGGCGACACACUAUUCAGCUGUGAAACAGGGAUGCCGUGAUUAUUCAGUACUCUCUGGACUGGUUUUAAAAGCGUCCAUAACUCUGUUAAGGUACACCGACAUUAUCCUUGCUGAUCGAGCUUACUACGAAGCUGGAACCGAGGCACGGACAGCUGGAUUAAACAGCGAGGCGUUCGUUUUUCUUAAUCACUUCCUGGAUUUGGAGGAGUGCAUAGAAGAGGGCGACAGUACUGUGAUGGAUGUCGACGACCUAGCUGUGACAGACUUCCCAGUAGAGGUUCCAUUGCCGGAAUCUUUGAGUUUGAGCGCGCAACAACGAGAAGAAGCCCGUGAAUGGGUACUGGCAGUGUCCAUGGAUCAGAAAGUGGAACAAGUUCUGCCUGCUGAUCAUAGAGGAGUCUACGUUGGAUCAUUGACUUCUCCAUCGAGUGGUGCUGGAGCUUUGCAAGGUUGCAUCUUAACAGGAUAUCCUGUACGAGGUCCAAUUAUUCGUUUCGCAGAGGGUAAGCGAGCAGCUGACCGUGAUGAUUGGACUAAAAUGAUUAACACAGCACGUCAGGCUCCUCAAGAUUCAGUACUUAACGAUAUCUUAGCUUUUAUUCAAGAGUGGUGCGGAGCAGUUCCCAAUUACUCUUUCUAAAACCUACUUAAUUCACAAUCUCUUGAUUCUCAUGUCUUAAAUUGAUUCUAUGUAUAACAAUGAAAAUCCUAACGAGUUAGAAACUAAUCACUCGUUGUCUGAACACCUAUCCACGAUGGAUAUUUAUGACUACUUGGUGAUGACUAUGCGUGUGUUGCAUUUGUA
This is a messenger RNA of Osmia lignaria (orchard mason bee), 5520 nucleotides long. Lineage: Eukaryota; Metazoa; Arthropoda; Insecta; Hymenoptera; Megachilidae. The record is from RefSeq and is a predicted model, not a curated record.